Molecule: messenger RNA, 1914 nt
Organism: Pieris macdunnoughi
Lineage: Eukaryota; Metazoa; Arthropoda; Insecta; Lepidoptera; Pieridae
Source: the annotation of a GenBank genome assembly
AUGGGAAAAAUAAAGAAACGUAGGCCAAAUAAAAGCCAAGCUCCAGAAGUUGUUGAAACAAUUGAACACGAAAUUCCAUUAGAGUCAAAUGAAAAUGCUAUUCAGACAAUAAUAGAUCAGUUGCAGACUGUUAAUGUAGAGGAGAAAUACUGUGGACUUCAGACAUUUGCUAUGUUGAUUGAAAGUCCUGAGAAUAUUGAGAAAAUUAUUGACCAAAGUCUCAUAAAAAUAGUUGCACCCCUUCUUCUUGACCCCUCUGUCUCUGUCAGAAAUGCAGCUGCAGGUUCACUGCGCAACCUAUCAGUUUUUCAACAAGUAUGUGAAGCUUUAAUGGAGCAAGAUGUUAUGACACCUCUAGUCUGCUAUUUUCAUCAGUUUACAGAGACAUGGACACCAGAAGUAAACACAAAAACAAAAGAUGAAGAAAUUGAUACAUUCAUUCAGUGUGUCAAUCUCCUACUGAAUUUGUGUGAAAGUUCAGAUCUGGCAGUCAAAUAUUUAACUGAAUCACGAAUACUGGAUAUUUUACCAAGAUAUUUAGACAUAGCUACAUUUGGAAGUGAUAUUGUUAUAGCUGUUUUGCAAUGCAUAUUGGUAGUAGUUGAAGACAAUAAUGUAGCAAUGAAAAAAAUUCAUUUGACAACUGAACAAAAUUUAAAGGGUUUUUUGUUAUUAGAUAGCAAUGAACCUCAUAUAUUACUGAUAAAAACACUAGCAGCUGGAAUAGUUAUAAAUAUGUGUAAUGGGAAUAUUGCAUCACUACCAGUAGAUGUAGUUAGCCAAAUAAUGCAAAUACUAGCAAAAACAUUAUCAAUUGAUCAUAGAAUGGCAUGUAACCAAUUAUCAAGCUCUGUUCCUUUACAAAAUGGAGCAGGGAAAAUAGUCCAGACAAAAGGAAAAGAUGGUCUUGUAUUACAGAAUCAGAUUAAAGCAGUGACACACAUGUUAGAUGCCCAACAAAGUGCUAUUGAAAUAUUAGCCAAUAUUUGUUCAUGUGAAGAUGAUGAUGAAAUGGAAGGUGAUGAAUCAUCAGAGAGUGAAGAAAACAUUGAUGAUGAUAUUAUUACUAAUGGAGAAACACUCCACUCUGAAGACAAAUUACCCCCAGAGGUUCUAGAAGCAAUGAUCUCUCUCGAACUAUUUGACAAAGUUUGGUCACGGACUCAAUUACCAGCAGAAAAUGUUUUGUUAAUUUUAAAGGAAUAUGAGGAGUCUUUGCUUGUUUACAAAAAAAUUCACAAUCUCCAAACUCGAGCAUUAUUAUGUGUAAAUAAUAUCCUUAUGACUUUACCAAUAGACAAACUUGGUGGAGUAAACGGUGUAUAUAGGAUAUGGGUGGAUGCUGGAAAAUUGGUAUUCAAACAAAACUCUGAUAAUCUUAACUUAGUUGAGUCAGCCACAGCGGUAAUGAGGGCUGCCCUAGAUAAAAUUAAAUUUAGAGAAAAUGGCAAUAUUAAUAAUGACAGUGGUUUGUUUAGUGAUUUGGCUUUGACCGAUAUUGAGAUAAUGUUAAAUGGAAUAAAAGACUGCCAAGUCCCAGAAAUUAGAUCUAACCUUAUUCGUAUGAUUGGUAUAUUGGCUCUCCUGUUAGUAAAUAAUAUAAAUGAUACAACUACUACAGUUAUAUGUACAAUAACUGAAUUUUUAUUGGAUCAAGCACAUAAGGAGAAUGAAGUGUGGGUUCUUGCUGAAGCUAUAGAUACCCUUGUUGAUUUAUACUCGGAAGAUGAGACAGAUGAAAUAGCAGCAAAAGUGAAACUUGUUGAGAAAUUAGGCAUUUUAGGUCCAAUAUUGAAAAAUAAAUCACGACAGCAGCGAAAGCUCCCAAAGGAAUACAAAGUUUUGGUCUCUACAGUUAGUUCUAACCUUCCUAGAUUUAUUAAAUAUAAAAAAGCAAGGAUUAGCAGCUUAUAG